AGUUCUCCUUCAAUGUUUUCGUCUGGUCUCGAAGCCGUGCAAUCCCGCACAUGUCCAGAUGGCUUUAUAUAGAGCAAAACCUGUUGUACCACCGCAGUAAAUCGAAUUACGUAAACGGCCAUAAUGCGUGCAGAGGAUGGAAAGGAGGAGACCCCCUCGCUGAAACACAACCCCUACGCCGCGGCCGCUGACCCGGAGAGGUACCGCGCGGUGGAUGCGCCGCUCUUCACGUGUGUCGCGCACAGGGAGGCCUGCGUCCUCUGCACCACUGCGGGGAAGAACGGACGCAACGGGCGUACGGCAGCCGUCGGUGCCACGGUGUUCUGGCUGACGUGUCCCCACCUGAACGCGCUCGUCGCACGGCUGGAAGGCCACCGCUGCGUGCAGGCGGUGACGGAGGCCAUGAAAAGGCAUCCAAGCCUCACCAACGCUCACGUGCGGUCCCAUGAGGCUUAUGCAGCGCGUGUCCGGCAGCUUCUCACAGACGAACAGUGGCUCUUCUUCGCGGAGCACUUUCUCUCGAAGGACAAAGCGCAGCUGCACAAGUUUGGCAACGCGGCGGUAAGCCACGCCAGAGAUAUGAAGUGCUUACACGCGCUUGUUGCGCAGACACUCGCUGGCGCGGCCAACCCAGUCGGAUCGCUCGUGGUAAACUACGUUUUAUUUCUGCAUCAGCUGACCGGCGUAGCGGAGAACGAGGCCGCACGACAGGAGGAGAAGCGGAUGGGCCUUCGCGCCGCUCUCGAUAAUACACAGCUGUUCGUGAACUUCAUGGAGGCGUUUGUCGCGUGCGUGCUGAAUGGAAAGGGAGAGGAGGAAAGAGACGUUCAGAGCGGCACGGAUGCUCCCCAAACGGUCUUGACGGUACCGCUGCCAGCGCCGCAAGCAUUUGAAACGGCGGCGGCAGUGUUCUCGUGGCGUUUGGAUACUUCCUUUGCGGCUCUGUCGCCCGACAUCUGCGCGCGUGCCCUGCGUGUGCUUCUCUUUUUAGAGGGUAAGCCACCGCGUCUACACAAAAAGCAUCGCAUCAAUUGA
Molecule: messenger RNA, 1035 nt
Organism: Leptomonas pyrrhocoris
Lineage: Eukaryota; Euglenozoa; Kinetoplastea; Trypanosomatida; Trypanosomatidae
Exons: 1
Coding region: 124-1035 (303 amino acids)
Source: RefSeq, a predicted model, not a curated record